UCCAGAAAACCCAUAUAUCUCAAAUAUGGUUACAGAACAAGAUGGACCAAAUACUAAUGUACCAAAUCCUAAUCACUCAAAAGAAAAUGACUCAAUCAAUACUAUAGAUGAUCAAGAUGUAACUUUUGAGGAAAACACAACUAGUAUCCCUAUUUCAAAACAUGGUUCAUCUUUAAUGGAAAUGAAUCACAAGAACACAAAUAAUGAAACACCUGCUACAAACCAUAACCAGGAUAUAACAAUGGAACCAUUGAACUGUAACAAAGAAAACAAAACUGAAGAGAAAAAAUUUACUUUGGUUACUUCAAAAAAGAACAACCAAAAAGAAAACAAGAAGAAAACCCUUAUAACAAGUGAGGAAAGUAAUAAGA
This is a messenger RNA of Cetraspora pellucida, 371 nucleotides long. NCBI's taxonomy places the organism in Eukaryota, Fungi, Glomeromycota, Glomeromycetes, Diversisporales, Gigasporaceae. The record is from the annotation of a GenBank genome assembly.